Cheilinus undulatus (humphead wrasse) is the source of this 2549-nucleotide messenger RNA. RefSeq names its product gamma-aminobutyric acid receptor subunit beta-3-like. Bases 283 to 1803 code for a protein of 506 amino acids. Gene Ontology annotation, cellular component: GABA-A receptor complex; membrane; synapse. The record is from RefSeq and is a predicted model, not a curated record. Gene Ontology annotation, molecular function: neurotransmitter receptor activity; extracellular ligand-gated monoatomic ion channel activity; GABA-A receptor activity. The transcript is spliced from 10 exons. Gene Ontology annotation, biological process: regulation of membrane potential; monoatomic ion transmembrane transport; nervous system process. Lineage: Eukaryota; Metazoa; Chordata; Actinopteri; Labriformes; Labridae.
CAUCUCCUGAGUGUGUGAUCCUCCUCACUCACAGACGGCAGAGAGAAGCGGAGCCAGCGUUCACGCCGUGGAGACGAUGUCAGCCCGUAUUUCAUAUCUGAGCCCUUCCAGAGCGGACUGCUGACUCCCCCCUCCUCCUCCUCGGUCGACUUUCCUCCUUUUGGGCAAUCAAUGGAUGCGUUCUGAUCUGGAGAGCGUCCGGAACCGUCUCGAGCGUUAAUUGGGGGGCUCCUCUGCCGUUGUUGCUCUUGUAAACAACGUAAAGACGAACAGGGAAGGGGGAUGUUUGCUUUGCGCAGGGUUCGCCAGUUCCGCGUCUUUUCCGCACUGGUUGUCGGUUCGAUUGUGUGCUGCGCGAAAAGCGUCAAUGAACCGGGCAACAUGUCUUUCGUGAAGGAGACGGUGGAUAAACUCCUGAAGGAAUAUGACAUCCGACUGAGGCCGGACUUCGGAGGGGCCCCUGUUGCAGUCGGGAUGAGCAUAGACGUGGCGAGCAUAGACAUGGUGUCAGAAGUCAACAUGGACUACACGCUGACCAUGUAUUUCCAGCAGUACUGGAGGGACAAGCGUCUAGCCUAUGUAGGAAUCCCCCUCAAUCUGACCCUUGAUAACAGGGUGGCCGACCAGCUCUGGGUCCCUGACACCUACUUCCUGAACGACAAGAAGUCCUUCGUCCAUGGCGUCACGGUCAAAAACCGAAUGAUCCGCUUGCAUCCGGAUGGGACGGUCCUUUAUGGCCUCAGGAUAACAACGACAGCAGCGUGCAUGAUGGAUCUCAGACGGUAUCCUCUGGAUGAACAGAACUGCACUCUGGAGAUAGAGAGCUAUGGCUACACCACAGACGACAUCGAGUUCUACUGGAAGGGAGGCGAGUCGGCUGUGACGGGGGUGACGCGGAUCGAAUUGCCUCAGUUCUCCAUUGUCGAUUACAAGCUGGUGUCCAGGAACGUAGUCUUUUCCACAGGUGCCUACCCUCGACUGUCUCUCAGCUUCAAGCUAAAGAGGAACAUCGGCUACUUCAUCUUGCAGACGUACAUGCCAUCCAUCCUGAUUACCAUCCUCUCCUGGGUCUCCUUCUGGAUAAACUACGAUGCAUCAGCAGCCAGAGUGGCUCUAGGGAUCACCACGGUGCUGACAAUGACCACUAUCAACACCCACUUAAGAGAGACACUGCCCAAGAUUCCUUACGUCAAGGCCAUCGACAUGUACCUGAUGGGCUGCUUCGUCAUGGUCUUCCUGGCCCUGCUGGAGUACGCCUUCGUCAACUACAUCUUCUUCGGGAGAGGCCCUCAGAUGCAGAAGAAGCUUGCAGAAAAAGCAGAAAAGGCCAACAACGAGAGGGCCAAGUAUGACGCAGCAAGGGAGGCAGGUAGUAGGACCGCAUCCCUAAAGCGGUCCAAUCAGGUUAAAGGUCUUCGGCACUCACGCUCGGCGGAACCACAUGGCCACGGGAACAUCCUCUUAACCACCCUAGAGAUCCACAACGAGGUGGCGGGCGGCGAGAUCACCACCAGCGUGGCGGACAUUAGGAACUCUCAGUCCAUGGUGCAGCUGGACAGCACCGCCUCGGCGAACAUCCAGUACAGGAAGCAGAGCGGUGGGAUCGGCCCGCGCUCCGCUAGCCGCCACUCCCUGGACCGGUCCGCCCAGAUGAAACGCAGCCGUCUGCGAAGGCGAUCCUCGCAGCUUAAAAUUAAAAUCCCAGACCUGACGGAUGUGAACGCCAUCGACCGCUGGUCGCGGAUCAUUUUUCCCUCCGUUUUCUCCCUCUUCAACCUCAUCUACUGGCUCUACUAUGUCUGACUGGACUCUUUGUUGGGAUAUCUGUUGUUCUUUGUCUGGUUGUUUUCUAUUUAUCUUUUUGUUCCUUUUUCUUCCUUUUUUUCUGUUGCUUUUAUACGUGAUGGAAUCUGUCAAGUCAAAGACAAACCAACAAAGACUGAGGAAAGACUACUGAGUUCUGGACCAAGUUCUCUGCACAAUUGUUUUAUAUUCACAGUCUUUGAACCCUGAGUACCGAGGUGUUUUUAUUUUCUUAAGUAUGUACUGUAAUCGGGACGUGUGACACUAACAUUUGCCCUCUGAGUGUAAAUAGAGAGAUACAAAGCCAGCAAAUGAAGAAACAAUAGAGUAUUUGCAAAAACAUACACUAAAGUGGUUCACACAAGACUUUUCUAAUCAAAUAACUUUAUACUACACAGAAAGUGACGGCGUUUCCCAAAAGUUAAUUCAACAAGCCUAUGUAUGUUUGACUGGAACCCUAUGCACUCCUAAUGCAUGUCAUGAUCAGCUGUAGUAAAAGGACGAUCAGUUUCUGCCUUUGGUAACGUCACAAUUUAACAGGCUGUGUAUGUCUCAAUAGUUCUGAAAAUAUACAGAUAAGGACGGAAUUAUGAGCCCCCCAUCGAUAUUUAUUAGUCAGUAUUUCAGUGAAACAGAGCGAGGAAUUUUUUACCAGCUUUUCCAAACAUCCCAGUUUCAUUUUGGAUGCUAACAUUAUUUUACUCCACAAACAGACACUAAAUUAUUUCACAGAAACUACCAGUGUA